This is a messenger RNA of Oikopleura dioica, 321 nucleotides long. The record is from the annotation of a GenBank genome assembly. Lineage: Eukaryota; Metazoa; Chordata; Appendicularia; Copelata; Oikopleuridae.
AUGAAAAGCCAACAGACAAGCGAAAGCCUAAGAAAAGCGUCGACAGAAAGUCUAAAAGAUUUUCCAAUCGCUCAAGCCCCGAUGAUUUUCGGCCGCGAAGAAGACAAGUUCUCUAAAGAAACGUUUGGAUACAUUUCAGCAGCUAUUGUUGUGGCUUUACUGCUGUUUUUCGUCCUUAUUCUCAAACGAAUCGCCACGCUUGACGACACUUUCUGCGGAUGUUUCUUUUGCAAGCUCGGGAAUCAUUCCUUUUGCCCUGGAGAGAACGAAGAGUUCUUGAAUAUGAGCACUUGCUCCAUUGUGUUUUAUGGCCUUUUCUGA